Messenger RNA from Arachis duranensis, 1304 nucleotides. Its product is annotated as lipid phosphate phosphatase gamma. The record is from RefSeq and is a predicted model, not a curated record. Gene Ontology annotation, cellular component: intracellular membrane-bounded organelle; endoplasmic reticulum membrane. Gene Ontology annotation, molecular function: dolichyldiphosphatase activity. NCBI's taxonomy places the organism in Eukaryota, Viridiplantae, Streptophyta, Magnoliopsida, Fabales, Fabaceae. The transcript is spliced from 2 exons. Gene Ontology annotation, biological process: protein N-linked glycosylation; lipid biosynthetic process. Bases 356 to 1039 code for a protein of 227 amino acids.
UCGGCCAUGUACACCGCUGGAUAAUGAUGAGAUUGUAAGGGCAGAGUAGUUGGUCUAAAGUGGAAAGCAGCAAAGGCCGAAUCCAGCUGAGUAGUAUUAAAUUGAAUUGAAUUGGUUUGGGGUAAUGUUUUAGAAUUAGAUCCCAAGCGCGGUUGGGUUGCUCCAGAUUGUUUUCUUUCAUCCUGACUAGUUGUGGUGCGUGGGAGAUGACACAUAUACGUAACUUGUUGGGAGCGGGGGUCAAAGUAAAGUAGGGCUAUUUCGUUCCUGAGAGCACACGCGUAAGCUAGCGAGUGGCUGAUGCCAUCUAAUUAAUAACACUCGACUCGUCUCCUCCGCUCCGCCACCAUCAAUCAUGACAAACGCCGCCGCGCCCUUGAAGGCCAUUACCCUCACGCACGUGCGAUACCAGAGAGGGGACCCGCUGGGCCACUUCCUCGCAUGGGUCUCCCUCGUCCCAGUCUUCAUCUCGCUCGCCGGAUUCCUCUCCCACUUCCUCUUCCGCCGAGAGAUCCACGGCCUCACCUUCGCCCUGGGCCUCAUCAUCUCCCAGGUCGUCAACGAGUUCAUCAAGACCUCCGUCCAGCAAUCACGCCCCGACACCUGUCACCUCCUCGAGGUCUGCGACUCCCACGGCUGGCCCUCCUCCCACUGCCAGUACAUGUUCUUCUUCGCCACCUACCUCACCCUCUUGUCCUCCAGGGGCUUGGCCUUCUGGGAUCGCUCUUCCAACCUCUUCGUCCAUUCCCUCACCUGGGGCCUCGCUCUCCUCACCAUCUGCUCCCGUGUCUAUUUGGGCUACCACACCCUCGCCCAGACCUUUGCUGGCACCGCCCUCGGUGUCUUUCUCGGUGCCGCCUGGUUCUGGAUUGUCACCAAUCUCUUGAGUCCUUAUUUUCCCCUCAUUGAAGAGAGCUCCUUUGGAAGGAACUUCUAUCUCAAGGACACCAGUCAUAUUAGGAAUGUCUUGAAGUUUGAGUACGAUACUUGCAGAGCUGAGAGAGCCAGGAUCACAAAUUCUGACCACAAGUCUCGCUGAUUUUCCUUUACAUUCACCUCAGGCAUAAAUUUGUCUUGCAGAGAAUUGUUUCCUCAAGUAUUUAUAGCACGCAAUCAUCAUUUAUUGGUGCAUGUCACUUUAGCAGCCAACUAUGAAGAGAGCAAAUAGAGAAAUAGAGAUGAUGUAACAAUAGAUACUUGUCAUAUUCUAUACAUAGAAACUCCGAGGGAGAAUUUGAUCUUGUUUUCUUUUGAUGUUUAAACGAACAUGCAUUGAUCAUAUAAAUAAAACUUUCCCUAGAAUA